CAGGAUUUUCUGCUUACCGGGCUCCCAUGUUCAGUGCUAACCAAUCCACAAGAGCCCAAUUUUGUUGGCUUUUUUUCACAUUCCUCUAAGGUUCAUGGACCUGCGUGGGUUAAUCUAUCGAAACUAUGAGGCAUUUCCCUCUCACAACGUACACAUUCUAUAUAUUGAGACAUUUUCCCACCUAUUACUUUGAUCUCACUCCUAGUCAAAAUACCACUGUCACACCAAAUCAUACACUGCAAUGGGCUUUGAACUUCAGCUUCUCUUCAACAACGCUUCGUCAGAUAAAUACGCAAGUUCGGCCAAAAGUCGAUAACAACGAAAGCACCUUUUUUCUACACCAUUACAAUUGUUACACAUAUUAAUAUCCAUUCCAGUCUUCAGCCUCGCAACUUCGUCGUCGGACAAAUCUGCUUCGUAUCCAAUUUAAUUCCUUCCAAAUACCCUUUCUCCAAAUUUGAUCUUCCUCGCUUUAAUUUCAAUAUAAAAUACCCAAAAGACGUUCAAAACGUUCAAAACAAUCGGUCAUCAUGCAGAUCUCACCACCCCGCAACGCCCACGCAUUUUCCAAUAAGCGAACACUCAAAUCAACUCCUUAUCUGAGUCCUUACGCCUCUUCUCGACCACGACAAGCAUCUUCAACCUCGUCUCUUCGCAUUCCUCUCGCGGCCACAAAUCGUAACGCACGAGAACGCGCUCCGAUUCGUCAGGUUCAACAACCAGAGUCGGAAGUUAGUAUUAUUGUCACGACGUGGGAUGAUGAGGGGAAGUGUUGGUAUCCGGUCGAGGCUUAUGGUCCUAUUGGAGAGCAUUUGAACAAAUUUAUCGAGGCGAGGAGAAGAGCUAAGCAAAUGAGCGAGAGGAGCGAUUCGGAGUAAAAAGGUGCAUGGAUCUUCAUACCAAGUGUUGGAAAAGAGGAUGGAGUUGCAUGGGUGUCUUUUCCAUGGUUCGGUGUCUGCUUGUGGAGUUUUUAUGAUGAAUGAUGAUGAUUUUUCUUUCCGGGUAAUGGAUUAAGGGCUAUGAUAAGAAUGAUUGGAUCAAUAGGGUAGAUGGCACACGAAAAAUGGUUCGUCUCGAGGCAACAAGGACAACUGAACUGACCGGCACGGGAGGGAUAAUAGAAGGGGUAUUCGGAGUUCAAUUUUGGCAUUUCUCAUACUACAGUAGCUAGCAAUUCCAUCCUCUAAAUGAGUCGCAAGACUCGGUGCCCUCUGGCACUCCAUGAUUUGCUUGUUUGUUACUUGAUUAUACUGAAGCAUCCAUUUGUUUCUCACUCUUCAGUGGCCUA
Messenger RNA from Sclerotinia trifoliorum, 1288 nucleotides. The record is from the annotation of a GenBank genome assembly. NCBI's taxonomy places the organism in Eukaryota, Fungi, Ascomycota, Leotiomycetes, Helotiales, Sclerotiniaceae.